AUGCCUAUGCUCCUGCUUACACCGAUAUGGUUGGCCCUGGCAAGGCGAUCAUGUGCUACAACUCUCAUGACGAGGACUGCAGACGAGGACAAGAAGGUGUCUUGCAAGAUCCUUACCAUCCAGGGAGAAUCCAUCACGGCUGGUCCGAUCCUGGACAUUGCCCUCGCGCAGAACGAAGCGGGAGAUGGGCUCGACGAUAACAGCAUGGUGGCUGGAAUGAAUUCUGGGGAGGCAAUGUUCUGCCGGCAGCGGAACCGUCAAUGCUGGCUUCUCUCGAUUUCAGGCUCCACGCUCAAGGUGGUCCAGGAGCUGGCGAUGCCAUCGAGUCGAGUAAGAGGAAAUGGCCACAUUUCACGCUUGUGGAGCGAUCGAGUCCUGUACUGCUAUGGCAUGAACCUGCAGGGCGAGAUGGGCAAUCCCUACUGCCUGACCAUCGUGUGCAAAGAUGGAAAGUGCUCACUUGGCGAGAAGUCCCACCCAAACGGAUCAGACAAUGACAGGUCUCCUCUCAGCUACAGUGUUACCACUGACACACUGGCGCCAGGCAGGGCCGUUGCUUGCGCUGAAGACCGUGCUGAGCUCAGCAAGGCAAAGGCCACAUGUGCCGUCUACACCCUUCCUGAGGGGUGCUUCGGCGGCUGCGUGGCGCUCCUGGCCUUGGAGUACAACGAGACUGGCUUCGAGGAGUCAAACGUCCGGGCGCUCUGCGACAUUGCCCAGUCCACGAAGACCAGCGAAGAGCGGACGUUCGGCUAA
This is a messenger RNA of Symbiodinium sp. CCMP2456, 756 nucleotides long. NCBI's taxonomy places the organism in Eukaryota, Dinophyceae, Suessiales, Symbiodiniaceae. The record is from the annotation of a GenBank genome assembly.